Myxozyma melibiosi is the source of this 1356-nucleotide messenger RNA. RefSeq lists its product as uncharacterized. The record is from RefSeq and is a predicted model, not a curated record. NCBI's taxonomy places the organism in Eukaryota, Fungi, Ascomycota, Lipomycetes, Lipomycetales, Lipomycetaceae. The transcript has a single exon. Bases 105 to 1220 code for a protein of 371 amino acids.
CUUCCCACCAUCGCGGGUCAAGAAGAGGCCAGAGCGGAUCAGGAUCGUGAACUCGAGAAGAACUGCAGAGAGAGACUAUUUCUAUUAAAAAAACAACAGCGCAAAUGGACACGACUGAUCAGAGCCAUCAGGUGCUUGGAGCCGAACACGCGCCCGCGUCGUCGCGCAAAGGAGGCCGGUUUUCGUGGGUGCGCAAGCUCGUGCUGUCCACACGCUCGUCCUAUCACCACAGCAGCGGCAACCAAACUCACAACAGCGGGAGCAGCAAUGGAAGCAGUCCUGCGUCGUCGCAGUCGUCGCUGGCGGGCGCUGCUUCCCACGUGCGUCGAGCGAGAGCAUACGACCACUACCAUCGCCAGCACCAGUCGUCCUCCGCACUCAGUCCGACGCCGACGACGUCGUCCUCGCUCGCGCCGCUGUACCAUUACCGCUCGCAUAGCGGGAACGAGAGUCCGCGGACGAGUAUCAGCACGAGCGCGUCGACGGCGACAGCGUCGGCCAGAUAUCUGCGAUCGACAAACACGCGGCGAAACAGUUUCGAGAGCACGAAUAGCAACUAUGUGUUUACAAACGUAUUCGAGAGCGCGGUGCAGUGGCCGGUGAUGACGACGAGUAACAGCAGCAGCAUCGCGACCGGCACAAGCGCAUACCAGCGCCCCGCGCUCACACCGACAACUACGACGAGCAGCACCGCGCGCUCACCUUCGAUCCUGUCAUCGUCCUCGUCGACAAACAACACCGUGCCUUCAUCACUCAUGACAGUUCCGCCACUGAUCCCGGCCGUGCACCAUGCAGCCGGCGGCGGCGGCGGCUUUGGCCUGCAGAGCCAGCACGGGUACGACAACGCGUCAGUGGUCACGCUCGCGAGCUCGUCCAAGCGGCGGCGGAAGAGCGUGGACACGAACGCGAGCACGCGUGCGCUGGCGCCGGAGAGUUUGUUUGGCGGGAGCCGCGAGUCGCUGCCGCUUACGGUAGCUACAGGGCGCACGGGGAGUCGGCGGAGCGCGACGACGGGACGGAGUCUGAGUCGGUCGCGGUGGGCGGUGCGGUCGCCGGCGGAGAGCGACGGUGAGAGCGGGGGGGAGGAGGAUGAGGACGGAAGCGAGAGCGAGCGGGCGGAGUCUGAUAUGGAGGACGAGGGGAGAGAUGAGGGUAUGGAGACGCGAUCGGGGGAUGGGGCGGUGAGUGGGAGUGGGGGGGAUGAGGAGGGCGUUCAGUGAUUGUUUAUCAAGUGAAUAAUGAAUGAAUAGUAUAUGACAACAGCAAUGACAAUAACAAUAACAUAAUAACAAGAACAUAAUGACAAGAAGUAAAUCCCAAACCAGCAGAAGAUAAACAAAGGGCAAGGGUUUGGCC